AUGCGAACUAUUUUGUGUGCAGUGCUACAUGCCUUCUUGAGUGUCUUCAUCCCAACUGCCAACCUGCUGGUGAUCAUAGUAAUCUGUCAGCUGAAGAAGAAAAGACAGAGCAGAAACUAUGUCUUCAUCCUUAAUUUGGCAGCUGCUGAUUUGAUGGUUGGCGUGAUGUGCAUCGGGGAGACAGUGGACGAUGCAACGGAAGCACUGUUUGACACAAACCUGCUUCUUUGUCUCUUGCGGAUCUGCAUGAGCAUCACUCCUUGCAUUGGCUCCAUUCUCACCUUGCUCUUGGUUUCUCUGGACAGAUAUUUGACAGUCAAGAUGCCCCUUCGUUACCCCACUCUCAUGAGCAAGAAACCAAUAAUCUUCUCUCUUGUUGUCCUGUGGACUAUUUCGUUUUUGGUGGGAUACAUGCCACUUAUCUCCUCACAACUGCAACAGAGCAAUUUCACGGAUAACUGUGGGUUUCUGUCUGCUGUCAAGAAUGACUACCUGUACAUAAUCUGCUUUGGCAUCUUCAUCCCUGCCUUGCUGACCUUGAUCUGUUUACAUAUUUCAGUGGGGAGGAUUGCCUACCUGCAACACAAGCAGAUCCAGCAUGCCUGCCUACGUGUAGUUACUCCUACUGCACAACUCCGUCACUUCAAAGCUCUGAGGACAGUCCUGAUCGUGAUCAUCUGCUUCAUCUGCUUCUGGGGCCCUUAUUAUGUGACUGCCAUUGUGAAAGCUACCUGCCAGUCGUGCAAUCCGAGCCCACUGCUAAGGGAUUUAUUAUUCCUUCUAGGAGAAACCAAUUCUCUGAUCAAUCCUUUUAUCUAUUCACUGUACAGCAAGGAUAUAAGAACCCAGUUUGCUAGGCUGAUGAAGUGUAAGGGGAAAGGAGAAAUAAAGCCAAACAGAUCUCUUGAUCUGGCAGUCACCCAUUUCAACAUCAGAACCCAAAGUGGCUUAACCUCUGGAGGACCCACAAGGCAAAAUUCAUCUGGUGAUCAAGCCUUUAACUCUCCUCCCUUCAACGGCUCUUCAAGUUGCAGAACAAUUUCUUGA
Messenger RNA from Elgaria multicarinata webbii, 1047 nucleotides. Its product is annotated as glucose-dependent insulinotropic receptor-like. Bases 1 to 1047 code for a protein of 348 amino acids. Gene Ontology annotation, biological process: G protein-coupled receptor signaling pathway, coupled to cyclic nucleotide second messenger; chemical synaptic transmission. Gene Ontology annotation, cellular component: plasma membrane; dendrite. The record is from RefSeq and is a predicted model, not a curated record. Gene Ontology annotation, molecular function: G protein-coupled serotonin receptor activity; neurotransmitter receptor activity. Lineage: Eukaryota; Metazoa; Chordata; Lepidosauria; Squamata; Anguidae. The transcript has a single exon.